Molecule: messenger RNA, 270 nt
Organism: Sciurus carolinensis (gray squirrel)
Lineage: Eukaryota; Metazoa; Chordata; Mammalia; Rodentia; Sciuridae
Gene: Iapp
Product: islet amyloid polypeptide
Exons: 2
Coding region: 1-270 (89 amino acids)
Cellular component (GO): extracellular region
Molecular function (GO): hormone activity
Source: RefSeq, a predicted model, not a curated record
AUGUUCAUCCUAAAGCUGCCAGCAGUUCUCCUUGUGCUGUCUGUGGCAUUAAACCAUCUGAAAGCUACCCCCAUUGAAAGUCACCAGGUGGACAAACGGAAAUGCAACACGGCCACAUGUGCAACACAACGCCUGGCAAAUUUCUUAGUUCGUUCCAGCAACAACCUUGGUGCCAUUCUCUCACCUACCAAUGUGGGAUCCAAUACAUAUGGCAAGAGGAAUGCAGAUGAGGUUUUAAACAGGGAACCACUCAUUUACUUACCCCUUUAA